Messenger RNA from Naegleria lovaniensis, 936 nucleotides. RefSeq lists its product as uncharacterized. Gene Ontology annotation, molecular function: DNA binding. The record is from RefSeq and is a predicted model, not a curated record. Bases 1 to 936 code for a protein of 311 amino acids. Lineage: Eukaryota; Heterolobosea; Eutetramitea; Acrasida; Naegleriidae. The transcript has a single exon. Gene Ontology annotation, biological process: regulation of DNA-templated transcription.
AUGCCCAAACUUUCAAGGGGAACCUUACCCAAGGACGCUGUGGAGCAUUUGAAAAAUUGGCUCUAUGAUCAUUUCCAACAUCCUUAUCCCACCGAGGAUGAAAAAAAUCAGUUGGCACAAGAAACAAAACUCACGACCACUCAGGUGAAUAACUGGUUUAUUAAUGCGAGAAGAAGGUUAUGGAAACCUAUUAUUGAGAAACAAACUCAGAGACAGGCUGCUGAGGCAGCGAAUUCAUCCUCCGAUGGGAAGAAAGAGGAUGAACCAACUGUAAAUAAUGAACCCAACGAGGUUGCUGUCAAGAGAAAGGACCGAAUAGACUCAAACUCUAUGGAGAGCAUCUUCAAAAAACAAAAAGUGUCAGAUGUCGACAAGGUAGACGAUAAUCAGCAACAGAAUACGACAAUUUCCAGAAGAGAUUUUCUACAGCUACACGAUGAAAAUCUUCGUUUAAGAAAUGAUGUACUCGUUCUUCACCAACAAUUGUAUCAUCAAAUAAUGACCUCCGACCAAGCAAGAUCAUUAAGGAAAGAAGGAAUACUCAACUUUGGUGAGAAGAACGACAACAGGAACGGUCCACGAUUCACAUCUCCAAACAUUGAACCCUCGUAUGAAUUCUUCCUUAUUGACAAUCUAUCUUCAACUGACGCAGGCCAUACUGAUAUACUUCCGACAGGAAAACUCUUCGUGGACCAUGUAUUAUUCCCAAAUCUGUCGAGCUUGAAGGAACAUAGUUUUCCAUUGGAGGCAUGCAAACCUAUCUCCCAAUCGGCAGCAGUUCCCUUGCUCAACAAGGUGCUAGAUGCAAGCAAAACCAACGCAAGUGUUGAUAAAGUUAAUGGUGAGAACGUUCCAUCAACCUUCUUGAAAGAACGAAAGGUCAUGCUGUUGGAAUCACCUCCUCCGACCUCUCGAUCUAGAAAAAAGAAGCGUUGA